Molecule: messenger RNA, 2094 nt
Organism: Trypanosoma rangeli
Lineage: Eukaryota; Euglenozoa; Kinetoplastea; Trypanosomatida; Trypanosomatidae
Product: ATP-binding cassette protein subfamily G, member 4
Exons: 1
Coding region: 1-2094 (697 amino acids)
Cellular component (GO): membrane
Molecular function (GO): ATP binding; ATP hydrolysis activity; ABC-type transporter activity
Source: RefSeq, a predicted model, not a curated record
AUGGCGGAGUCAAUGGACACUAACAGCCACACUCCACACGAUCUGGCCCUUACCCUUGGGAAGGUUGUGAACUUUUCGUGGGAGAAUCUGACCUACCGCGUUCCGGUAGAGGAUGAUGAUGGCAACAUUGGGUACAAGACGCUGCUUCACAAUAUGAACGGCACCGCCGUUGGUGGGCGUUUAUUGGCGAUCAUGGGGCCAUCGGGCGCUGGCAAGACGACGCUGAUGGGGGCCAUCACAGGCAAGCUCUACAACGCGAAGGCAAAGAUGGAGGGGUGUUGCUUCCUCAACAACACAAUAUACUCUCCGCGGUAUAAGAAGCUGGUGUCGUAUGUCUCGCAGGACGAUAUUGUCAUGGGCAAAGAGACCCCACGUGAGGCGAUUAGAUUCGCGUGCCGUGUACGUCUUGGGUUGGACGAGGAGGAGUCGGAAAAGAUUGUGAAUGAGGUCAUCACACGGCUUCACCUCACCGAGUGCCAGCAUACCAUCUUGGGUAUUCCAGGUAUUUUGAAGGGCGUCUCUGGUGGUGAACGAAAGCGGACCAGCGUGGGAACUGAGCUUGCGACGAAUCCCUGUGUCAUGCUUUUGGACGAGCCAACCACUGGCUUGGACUCGGUCAACGCUCUGCGCGUCGGUCAAAUGCUUCGGGAUUUGGCAAAGAAAGAUAUGCGCACGGUCAUUGCAACGGUGCACUCGCCAUCAUCCGAAUUAUUCGACAUUUUCGAUGAUCUGUUGCUUCUCGCAAAGGGUCACGUUAUCUACCACGGCCCCACAGCAGACGCUGUGGCCUACUUUUCCACUUUGGGCUACCAGGUUCCACCCCGUACCAACCCCAGUGAGUAUUUUAUGAACGUGUUGCAGCUUCCUGAGGAGGAAUUGUCUCAAUUGUGGCUGGCGUGGGAAGACUACGUUGUGUCAGCCGCAGCGAACUACAACAAUUGUCUCAUGUUGGUGCAGGGCCCCAUUACUCAUCAAGACGAGUUUUUGGAGAGUCAACUGAAGUUGAAGGGAUCCAGUUAUGCAGUGCAGUUUGUUGAGCUUGCGAAACGCUCUUUUCGUAUGUUUCGUCGUGACCCUGGCGCCUUUAUGGGCCGCUCAUUUCAGACACUUUUUUUUGCAGUGUUUAUGGGUCUUUUCUUUUUCAAUGUGAAAUUGAAUCAGCAAGGUGUCCAGGACCGUGCGGGAGCACUUUAUAUAACACUGAUGAAUAACUUGUUUGGAGCGUGUAUGCAUGGUAUCUCCGCCUAUCCCCCCGAGCGAGCUGUGUUCUUGCAAGAGCAGGCCAAUGGUUUCUACAACGCGUUUGUGUACUUUGCUGCCAAGUAUGCCGCUGAGAUUCCGUUUCAGGUGUUAUUUCCAACCAUAUUUGACCUUGUCGCAUACUUUAUGAUACACUUUUACCGCUCUCCUGGGGCCUUCUUCGUGCAUUGGUUUCUUCUGGUGAUCCUCGCAACGUUGGGGUACUCGUUUGGGUUGAUGUUCGCGACCUUCUUUGAAUCAGCGACGACAGCCUUUGCAAUUAUACCGGUGAUUUUCCUCCCACUUUUCAUCGUGGCUGGGCUGUUCGCUAAUACCAAACGACUCAUUCCCUACUGGGCGUGGCUGAAUUACCUCUCAUUCCCCCGCCAUGCGUACCUUGGUGUCUUUACAAAUGAAUUCAGGCGGCUGGAUGUCAUCUGUGACCCCGUCACACCCCACUGCGUCUACCCUAACGGCGACGCCGUUAUUGAGCAGUUUGGUUUUGAGGACUGGCACCCGUGGCAAUCAAUGGUGUCGUUGAUUGUGUACCAAGUGUGUCUGGCCACAAUUGGAAGUAUCUCGCUUUACACUCAGGGCGUGAAGCGGCGGGGGAGGCUGGCCUUUGUAAAGAACCUUGACUUUCGCGUGGCGUCGCCACGGGCGAUUGCUUCCGCACGUAGCAGCGGUGAACUGCUUGAUUCCGAUGUAACACCGAUGGACGAAAUUCCAACGCCAUCCGCCGCCUACACUGACGUGUCACAUUUCAACGCAGGUGACUCCUUGCAUUUCGCGAAUGGUGUUGGGGAGAGGGAUGGCUUCAGCAUCAUUACGCCCAAAUCGAAGAGGGGUGAAUAG